UGUGCUGGCAAUGUGAAAUAUAUGGAGUGAAACAGGAGAUCACAUUUUAUGUGAUGGAGGAUGAGAAUUUGGCUGUUCCUGUCAUCUUGGGGGUGGAUUUUCUCAAAAAGGCUGGAGUAGUUAUUGAUUUUAAUGCUUCACGAGUAUAUCUGCCGGAUGUUAACUCUAGUCACCCUAUGUGUUUUAAUGACGUGCACGAGCCUGCCUCUAUCCAGUUUUAUGUCGCACAAGGAGAAGGAGCGAUGCACAAUGAGGAAGAGUUGAAGUUGAUCGACCAGGCUGUGGAAAGCUCCAAUGCUUCAGCUCAGGUAAAGAGUCAGUUGAAAGCUCUUAUGUACAAUUGGCCUUCAGUAUGUACACUUAAGCUUGGUCGUACAAAUUGUAUUAGGCAUGAGAUAAAAACAACUGACGAACUGCCUUUACGGAAAAAACCAUACAGAGUCUCGAGGGCUAAGAAUGAUUUUAUUGAAGAGCAGGUUAAGGAGCUACUGCAACAGAAGAUUAUCAGACCUUCUACGUCACCCUGGGCUUCACCUGUGGUAGUGGUAGAUAAAAAAGAUGGAGGAUCACGGUUAUGUGUUGAUUAUCGUGGGCUUAAUGCAAAAACUCACCUAGAUCCUUAUCCCAUGCCUCAGAUAACGGAUAUUCUUGAUUCUCUCCAAUCAGCUAAAGUGUUCAGCACAUUGGAUUUAAAGUGUGGAUAUUGGCAAGUUGAGAUGAAUCCAGCGAGUGUGGAAAAAACGGCUUUCGUUACAGCUUCAGGAAUAUAUGAAUUCUUGUGUCUCCCGUUUGGCCUCAAAAACGCAGCAGCAUCUUUCCAAAGGUUAAUGGAGCAAGUUCUGAGGGAACAUAAAAACAAGUGUUGCAUGGUUUACAUUGACGAUAUCAUUGUCUACUCCCCAGACCUACAGACUCACCUGCACCAUCUCAAACAAGUGUUUCACAGUCUGCACAAGGCCGGUCUCACACUAAACCUCAAGAAAUGUAAGUUCAUCCGUGCCUCACUUGAUUACCUAGGUCAUACCAUUACAGCUGAUGGAGUCAAGGUGAAUUCAGACAAGGUGGAUGCUGUCAGAACUUUUCCAACUCCCAAGUCCUUAAAAGAGGUACAACGCUUCUUAGGCCUUGCAGCAUGGUACCAUCGUUUUAUUCCUGAUUUCUCCACCAAAACAGCACCGUUACAUGCACUGAAGAGAAAAGACGCAGAGUGGAAGUGGACCGAAGAAUGCCAGCGUUCAUUUGAUCUCAUCAAAGAUGAACUGACUAGAGCACCUGUUUUAAGUACACCUAACUUUGAUUGUUCUUUUAAAGUACAGACUGAUGCAAGUAAUGUGGGCUUAGGAGCUGUGCUGACGCAAGAAGUUGAUGGCCAAGAGAGAGUGAUUGCAUAUGCCUCCCGGUUACUACGAGGUGCAGAGAAAUCCUAUUCAACAUCCGAGAAAGAAUGUCUAGCAGUCGUGUGGGCAGUAGAAAAGUGGCACCAUUAUCUGGAAGGCCGAGCGUUUGAAGUAAUCACAGACCAUGCAUCCUUAGUCUGGCUCUUUCGGCAUCCAAAGCCCUCAUCUAGACUGGAAAGAUGGACGAUUAGACUUCAGGGAUAUCACUUUACUGUACGGUACCUAAAAGGGCAAUGUAAUGUAGUGCCUGAUGUCUUAUCCAGAAGAUAUUCAGCGGAAUCACCAGCCGCGUUGCUGCACACACCAGUUAAACAUGGUUUUAAUCCUCUCACUUGUGAUUUGCCACUAGACUUGUCAGAAAUGGCUGACGAACAGAAAAAGGACCCAGAGUGUCAAGAGAUCAUGGUUAACGCCAAGAAACAGCACACCACCGAUCUUAAGAGGACACACUAUGUCAUCAAAAAUGAAGUUUUAUUCCGGAGUGUUCCAUGCCCCAAAGAAGGUCAGAGAUUACAGGUAGUCGUUCCUGCAAAAUUGAAAGAAGUGAUGUUGACUUAUGCCCAUGACAGCCCUCUGAGUGGUCAUUUAGGUAAAUUUAAAACUCUCAUGCGUCUUUUAGAAUUUGCUUAUUGGCCCUCAAUACGUACUGAUGUAUGGCAGCACUGCACAGAGUGUAGGAAAUGUCAAGUGUACAAGCCCACAAACCUGAAACCUGCAGGCAGCCUACAAAGUGUGCCCAUAGUCGAGCCUGGAUUUAUGCUUGGGAUGGACAUUAUGGGACCAUUCCCACGAAGCACCCGCCAGAAUGAGUACCUUCUAGUCAUUGUGGACUACUUCAGCAAGUGGGUAGAAGUUUUUCCCAUGAGAAACGCUAAAGCUACAACUAUUGUGAAAAUUCUUUUAGAAGAGAUCUUUACAAGAUGGGGAACACCAGCUUUCAUCGUGUCUGACAGAGGAACACAGUUCACCUCCAAACUCCUAGAGCAGUUGUGCAAGCAAUGGCAAGUGACACAAAAGCUUACCACGGCAUAUCACCCACAGUCAAACCUCACUGAACGAGUCAAUCGGAGCCUUAAGACCAUGAUUGCCAUGUAUGUUGAAGAGAACCACCGUACUUGGGAUCAGUGGUUAUGUGAGUUCAGAUUCGCACUUAACACUGCCUGGCACGAGAGUACGGGACAUUCUCCUGCAGAAAUCGCUUUAGGACGAAAGCUAAAAGGACCUUUGCAAAGAGCUUUACAAAAUCCCCCAGAUCCAGACCAACCAGCUUACAGUGUUCUUGACAGGCAACAACUACUGUACGAGUCAGUAAAAGAGAAUGUAGGGAAGGCACAAGCCAAACAAAGAAAGUACUACAAUCUCAAUAGAAGAACUCAAAAUUUUAGUGAGGGAGAUUUAGUGUGGGUACGAACGCAUCCUCUAUCACGUGCUGAUGAUGCCUUUAUGGCCAAGAUCUCUCCAAAAUGGAAAGGCCCAGCUAAAGUUACAAAGAAACUAGGUCCUGUGAACUAUAGGGUGGUUAUGUUGUCUGAUCCUUCUCAAGAAGAUACAUACCAUACACAGAAUUUAAAAAUUUGCCAUGGUCAAAUUUUUAGACCCUAGGGAGGGGUAUGUAACGAUGUAAUCGCUACUUUAGUUUAUUUUCUAAUGUGUUGUUUUUUUUUGUGCUCUAAAAUGUAUAAAAAUGUUCGUUUUCAUGGCCGGAUAAAAUAUCGCAGGGAGCCGCUAGAGGGCGCUAAGGCCUAGUGUAUUUCCUCAUU
Molecule: messenger RNA, 3157 nt
Organism: Labeo rohita (rohu)
Lineage: Eukaryota; Metazoa; Chordata; Actinopteri; Cypriniformes; Cyprinidae
Exons: 1
Coding region: 54-2999 (981 amino acids)
Biological process (GO): DNA integration
Molecular function (GO): nucleic acid binding
Source: RefSeq, a predicted model, not a curated record